CUCCCAGCGGCCGGGGCGGCGGCGGCGCGAGCUCCCCGAGCUCCCGGACCUCCCCGAGCACCCCAGCACCCCGAGCACCCCGGACCCCCGCCCACACGCGGGCGCAGGACGCGCACGGCCCCUCCGGGCGCCACGAGGACGCCCGCCGGUCGCCGGGUCCUGGCGGGCACAGGAUCUUGUCCCUUGCAUUGCCGAACCUCAGCGGAACUGCGUGGCCACAAGUCCCUGGUGCGGUGUCUGCCAUCCAGUGCAAAAAUUUACAAAGCUCCAAAAUCACCCUGAGACCACAUAUAGCAAACAUGAAUGAUAUUUCCCAAAAAGCAGAGAUUCUGCUUUCUUCAUCUAAACCUGUCCCAAAAACCUAUGUGCCAAAACUUGGCAAGGGCGAUGUAAAGGAUAAGUUUGAAGCCAUGCAGAGAGCCAGGGAAGAAAGAAAUCAAAGGAGAUCUAGAGAUGAAAAACAAAGAAGAAAAGAACAAUAUAUUAGAGAGAGAGAAUGGAACAGGAGAAAGCAGGAGAUUAAAGAAAUGCUUGCUUCUGAUGAUGAGGAAGAGGUAUCUUCUAAAGUAGAAAAGGCUUAUGUCCCAAAGCUAACAGGAACUGUUAAAGGUAGAUUUGCUGAAAUGGAGAAACAAAGACAAGAGGAACAAAGAAAGAGGACAGAGGAGGAACGAAGACGCAGGAUUGAGCAGGACAUGUUAGAGAAGAGGAAGAUACAACGUGAAUUAGCAAAAAGGGCUGAGCAGAUUGAGGACAUAAGCAAUACGGGAACUGAAACAGCAUCAGAGGAAGGAGACGAUUCACUACUUGUAACAGUGGUACCUGUCAAAUCAUACAAAGCUUCUGGAAAGAUAAAAAAGAAUUUUGAGGAUCUAGAGAAAGAACGAGAAGAAAAAGAAAAGGUCAAGUAUGAAGAAGAUAAAAGAAUAAGAUAUGAAGAACAACGUCGAUCUCUCAAGGAAGCAAAAUGUCUUUCAUUGGUCAUGGAUGAUGAACUAGAAAGCGAGACCAAAAAAGAAUCACUUUCCCCUGGAAAAUUGAAACUAACUUUUGAAGAACUGGAAAGACAAAGACAAGAAAACCGAAGGAGGCAGGCUGAAGAGGAAGCAAGACAACGUUUAGAAGAAGAGAAGCGUGCUUUCGAAGAAGCAAGGCGGCAGAUGGUAAAUGAAGAGGAGGAAAACCAAGACACAGAAAAAAUUUUAAAAGGAUAUCGCCCUGGUAAACUCAAACUCAGUUUUGAAGAAAUAGAAAGACAAAGGAGAGAAGAUGAAAAAAGGAAAGCAGAAGAGGAAGCCAGGAGGAGAAUAGAAGAAGAAAAGAAGGCAUUUGCUGAAGCAAGGAGAAGCAUGGUAGUAGAUGAUGACUUCCCAGAGAUGUAUAAAACAAUUUCUCAAGAAUCUCUUACACCGGGAAAACUGGAAAUUAAUUUUGAGGAAUUAUUAAAACAAAAAAUGGAAGAAGAAAAACGACGAACAGAGGAGGAAAGGAAGCAUAAGCUAGAGAUGGAAAAACAGGAAUUUGAACAACUGAGACAAGAAAUGGGAGAGGAAGAGGAAGAACAUGAAACCUUUGAAUUGAGUAGGGAAUAUGAAGAAUUAAUCAAAUUGAAAAGAAGUGGCUCUAUUCAAGCUAAAAAUCUAAAAAGCAAGUUUGAAAAGAUUGGACAAUUGUCUGAAAAAGAAAUACAGAAAAAGAUAGAAGAAGAACGAGCAAAAAGGAGAGCAAUUGACCUUGAAAUUAAAGAGCGAGAAGCAGAAAACUUUCAUGAGGAAGAAGAUGUCGAUGUCAAGCCUGCAAAAAAAAGUGAGGCCCCAUUUACUCAUAAAGUGAAUAUGAAAGCUAGAUUUGAACAAAUGGCUAAGGCACGAGAAGAAGAAGAACAAAGAAGAAUUGAAGAACAAAAGUUAUUACGGAUGCAGUUUGAACAAAAGGAAAUUGAUGCAGCACUACAGAAGAAAAGAGAAGAGGAAGAAGAGGAGGACAGUGGUAGCAUCAUGAAUGGCUCCACUACUGAAGAUGAGGAGCAAACGAGAUCAGGAGCUCCAUGGUUCAAGAAGCCUCUAAAAAACACAUCGGUUGUAGACAGUGAGCCCGUUAGAUUUACUGUUAAAGUAACAGGAGAACCCAAACCAGAAAUCACCUGGUGGUUUGAAGGAGAAAUACUGCAGGAUGGAGAAGACUAUCAAUAUAUUGAAAGAGGAGAAACUUACUGCCUUUAUUUACCAGAAACCUUCCCAGAAGAUGAGGGGGAGUAUAUGUGUAAAGCAGUCAACAACAAGGGCUCUGCGGCUAGUACCUGUAUUCUUACAAUUGAAACUGACGACUACUAGCUCCCCUUCCCUCUCCCUGGAACUCUCUCUCUCUACCCCUCCUCCCCCCACUUUCUUACUACAUCCAUGUUUUCUGUGGCGGGGCCAAAAAUGGAAACCAGAAGUGCCAUUGGGUUGACUUUUUAUUCCUUUUCAUAAUAGUCUUCAAAACACAAGCCCAUCUAAAGGAAUAUCUUCUUCCUUUCCAAAUGAUCACCAGAUUCAUCGCCAUAUUAUGUAGAAGUUAAUGUGUAUUUAAUGGGGGUAAUGUGGAAAUUUUACUCCAUUAUUCUAAGUUCACAGCAAUUAUGUUUUAAAACUCAAAUAAAAUACAUUAUUUUGCAUGAAAGAAUGUCAUUUUUUUGAGCUAUUUACACCUAAAAUUAGCCUGAAAUAGCAGAGACUUAAUGAAUUUGUAGUCUAUCAACUUGAGUUUUCCUGAAUAUACGUCUUUCUGAACCAGAUGGGGAAAGGGGGGGGGGGGGCAUGGAGAACAAAAGACUCUUAAACAAUUACUAGGGAAAAUUUACUGGAAACCACUGCCUGCCUGCCUACCUAAUAGGGUUCUGAGUGUUAAGAACAAAAUAUUAACAUUACUUUUCAAAUGUGUGUAAUAUAUAUUCAAGCUUACGAAGCCAAUUUAUGUUGUGCUCUUGCCUGAACAAAUUAUAUUUUAGUGAGAAAACUUUGUAUCAGUAGUUUAUGUAGGAAAAAACACCCAAGAUCUGAGGCAAAAAAAAAAAAAAAAAAAAAA
This is a messenger RNA of Canis lupus familiaris (dog), 3066 nucleotides long. RefSeq names its product nexilin F-actin binding protein (gene NEXN). The record is from RefSeq and is a predicted model, not a curated record. NCBI's taxonomy places the organism in Eukaryota, Metazoa, Chordata, Mammalia, Carnivora, Canidae. The coding region runs from base 300 to 2333 and encodes 677 amino acids. The transcript is spliced from 15 exons. Gene Ontology annotation, biological process: mitochondrial fusion.